This is a messenger RNA of Neoarius graeffei (lesser salmon catfish), 6995 nucleotides long. Its product is annotated as L-fucose kinase. Gene Ontology annotation, molecular function: ATP binding; fucokinase activity. NCBI's taxonomy places the organism in Eukaryota, Metazoa, Chordata, Actinopteri, Siluriformes, Ariidae. The record is from RefSeq and is a predicted model, not a curated record. The transcript has 23 exons. Gene Ontology annotation, biological process: GDP-L-fucose salvage. The coding region runs from base 88 to 3342 and encodes 1084 amino acids.
CAUAAAAUGGUGAAGAAGAAGAAGAAGAAGAGGAAGUAGUUGGAAUAAAUUCCACACUGCAGUGUUAUUGUAGUGUUGCUUUUCAGUAUGACAGCUGAACAUGUUUUCAACUGGACUGUUGUUGUGCUCACUUGCCAGCACAAAGACAGUGUUUAUGCUUUCCAGAGAGAGUUGGAGAUACGGCAGCAGCGUGGGAUUCUGCCCCCCGGAGCGCUGCUGCUCACGGUCACUGACCCGAAGGAGCACAUAGGCAGUGGAGGAGCUACUCUCAACGCACUGCUGGUGGCUGCGGAGCACCUGAGCGCCAGAGCUGGAUAUACAGUGGUGACUGCAGAUGUCCUGUAUGAUGCGCACAUUCUCAUUUUGCACACGGGCAGAGAUUUUCCAUGGGAUGGCUGCAGUAGGGCAUUCUGUUGGAUGCCUGUUGGUGCAGCUGAACAAAGCAUUGAGGGACCAGUUUGCUGCUUAGAUGUGUUACUGAACUGCCUUUCAACCAAGGUGUGUCCUGGCUCUCCACCAGGUGUUUGGGUGUGUAGUACUGACAUGAUAAUGAGCAUCUCUACAAUGCCAACAGUGCUGUGGGAGGACUUCACUGGUGUGCGGGCAGUGUCCUUACCUGGUGACAUGUCUUUUGCUGUUAACCAUGGAGUCUACCUUGCAGACGCCCAGGGUGGAGUGCGUGAUAUUAUCUACCAGGGUUCAGAGGAGAAGAUCCGCUCUGCUGUACUGCCUGAUGGGAAAGUUCCUCUGGUGUCAGGGCCGGUGUUUUUCUCCAGCUCUGUAUCUGAAAGACUUUUACAAACUCAUGUGACUCCGCCGUUGGACGGCUGCACUUACCUGGGCAUGGACUCAGGAGCACUACCUCUACAGAUCUCUCUCUUUCUGGAUAUCCUGAUGUGCCUUUGCUCGGACCUGACUGAAGCAGAGUUUGUGCAUGGAGUGAGAGCAGGUUGCAGUUCACCUACGGGUCCACAAAGGGAGGCGGUGAAGAGUGCCCGCUCUGUAUUGUGGAGGACUUUGAGAGGCGUUCCCCUUGUUCUGGUACAUGUUUCUGAUGGAGGUUAUGAUUACCUGACAAUGUCAGGCAGGGAACAUAUUGUACGUCUGAUAGAGGCAGGAUCAGAGAGACAGAUUCUUUCUCACAUACAGGAAUUGCAGUGUGUAAGCGAGGACAGCAGGAUAAUUAACAGUGUUCUGGAAGGCGAGGUGCAUGUUGCAGCAGGGGCUGUUGUGCAACACUGCCACUUACAGGGUCCGAUUCAAGUGAAUUCUGGUUGCCUCCUUUCUGGCUUGGAUCAGACUGUAUUAGAUGAACUACAGAACCUGCCUCUGACCAGCGACAUCAUUGUGCAGGGGCACAGGGUGAAUGUGGGAGAGCUGAAGUUAACUGUGUUUACAGUGUUUGGGGCCGAUGACCCUUUGGAGGCCCAGAGCGACAAUGUCGCUGCUUCAUUCCUCAAUCAAACAUGGAGUCAGUUCUUUAGCCGCACUGGAAUACAGCGAGAGGAUCUAUGGGGAGCAGCGAGUGGAGCAAGUCAGACUCUGCUGGACGCUCGCUUGUUUUUGGCAUUUAUGCCAAAGGGAGGCACAGUAGGGCUGGAUGGUGUGCGCUUCCUGCUGGGAGGCUCUGGGAAUAUAGAGACCUGGAGAUCAGCAUGGAGACUCUCUCUUAGGGAGGUGCUGUCUCUCACUGACCAGCAGCACGAACUGCAGUGGCGAGAGAAGCUGUUGUUUAGUGCAGGGCGGAGAAGAGCAGCGGACACACUGAAGAGUCACGCAGCUCACAACCUUUUGCCCAGUAUGAGAGCAGCAGUGCUGGGAGGCAAGCACAGAGAACUACUGAGCACACUCGACUCCGUGGCUUCAGGGAGUCUUGCUGAUCUGGGUGUAGCGGCGCGUACUUUGGCAUGUAUCGCGGAUGUUCUUGGUUGCAUGGCUGGUGAGGGAAAAGGAGGUUUGAGGAGUGGCCCGGCUGCGAAUCCAUCCUGGGCUUCUGCUUUCAGUCUGCUGGAGCAGGGCAAGCUGGAGGCUGGUAUCCUGGAACUGGCCAAUCAGAGAGCCUGUUGGCUCAACAGACCAGAUCUGCUGGUAAGAGCUGCCAGACACUACGAGGGUGCAGGACAGAUCCUUCUCAGGAAAGCAGUGAUGUCUGCACGCCAAUUUGUGCUCAUCAGUCAAGGCGAGAUGCCACCAAUGGGAGAGUGGCAGGAAGUGGAGUGUCCAGCCAGACUGGACCUCUCUGGUGGUUGGAGCGAUACUCCACCGAUUGCAUUUGAGCAUGGAGGUGUGGUGGUGAAUGUGUCUGUGAAGGUGGAUGGAAAACGACCUAUCGGAGCCCGAGUGCGUCGCAUUCCAGAGCCGCGGCUGGUGUUGGCGAGUCGCAGCGGCCCUCCAGAUUGCAGCAUGACGACACAGACAGUGUGUAAUGACCUCACUGACCUGGAGGACCACUGCCAGCCCCAUGCACCUGGUGCCCUGUUAAAGGCAGUGUGUGUGUGCAGUGAUGUAGUGUGUUUGACGUCUCCUCUGUCUCUGGAGCAGCAGUUGCUUCAGCGCUGGGGAGGAGGACUGGAGCUGCACAGCUGGUCUCAGCUGCCUCAUGGCUCAGGACUCGGUACCAGCAGUAUCCUGGCGGGUGUGGUUCUGGCAGCUGUGUACAGGUGCACUGGCCGGAGUUAUGACACCAGUUCUCUCAUCCACGCUGUACUAUACCUGGAGCAGAUACUCACCACAGGUGGAGGUUGGCAGGACCAGGUGGGAGGGCUGGUAGGUGGAGUGAAGGUAGCGCGCUCCCGUCCCAUGCUACCCCUCAGGGUGGAGGUGGAACAACUUGCACUUCCUCCAGACUUCUUCAUUGAGCUGCAACAGCGUCUCCUGCUGAUCUACACUGGCAAAACACGGUUGGCACGCAACCUGCUACAGGAUGUGGUGCGGAACUGGUACAGUCGUUUGCCAUCAAUCGUGCAGAACGCAGAACAGCUGGUGAGCAAUGCUGAGGAGUGUGCUCGGGGUUGCACAGAGGGAUCUCUUAUCAAACUAGGGGCCUGCAUGAACCGUUAUUGGCAACAGAAGAAAGCGAUGGCUCCAGGAUGUGAACCAGCCACAGUGAGAACUAUGAUGGAGGCACUUCAACCUGUAACCUUAGGGCAAAGCUUGGCGGGGGCAGGAGGCGGCGGCUUUCUGUUCAUACUCACACAGCACGCCCAGCAGGAGGAGAACGUACGACGGAUCCUCAGCAAUAUACAGGGCCUCUGUGACUUCAGCGUGCACUCAGUGGAGAUUGACAUGGAAGGGCUUACAGUUAUACAUCAGAACACGGGUAGUGCCCAGUGUCCCAGUUAAACGACACAAACUACAGCAUACUUUCUGCACGGCUCAGACAAAGAUAAAAUGUGAAACGUUAUGAUCAAAGGUUUAUACAGUACGUAUGUAGUGCACAUUGGAUGAAGACCAAGCAAUGUUUUUCCAACCUUCAGCAGUCCAGGUUGGGUGAAUCCGUGUCCGCGAUAGCCUCAGAUUCCUGCCCUUGUCUGACAGGAGAGGAACCCGACAUGUUCUUCGGCUGUUGUAGCCUGUUCAUGUAAAGGUUUAACGUGUUGUGUUUUUAGAUGCUUUUCUGCUCAGCACGUUUGCAAAGACUGUAUAUACAUAAUGUACAUACUGUAUAUAGGUACUAUACAUACUGUAUAUACACUGUUCACACAAUGAAAGAAAUCAUUAGGGAAAACUGGAGAACAAUGAAAUGAGAUCCAGUACUUUUGGUUACUCCAAAUCAGAAUGUUAAAUUUAUCUGAACAAUGUUCGCACAUCAACAACUUCUCUUAAAUGUGUUCAGUUAUCAGCAUUUAUCUGAAAGAUAUAUUCUCAGUGCACAAAUUGAUUCAACAUAUCACCUAUAAAAUUGAUGAACAGUCAUGAAAUUGUGUGUGUGUGGGGGGGGGUUGUUUUUGUUUUGUUUUUUUAAAUGAAAAGAUGCAUUAAAAUGUGUGUUCAUUCAAACUAAAUAUUUGACACUCAUUCUCAUUUCUGUCAUACAGUCAGGUCCAUAAGUACACUAUCGUUCAAAAGUUUGGGGUCACCCAGACAAUUUUGUGUUUUCCAUGAAAAGUCACACUCUUAUUUACCACCAUAAGUUGUAAAAUGAAUAGAAAAUAUAGUCAAGCCAUUUUUCUGGCCAUUUUGAGCAUUUAAUCGACCCCACAAAUGUGAUGCUCCAGAAACUCUCUAAAGAGCUCAACUGUUUUCAGCUGUGCUAACAUGAUUGUACAAGGGUUUUCUAAUCAUCCAUUAGCCUUCUGAGGCAAUGAGCAAACACAUUGUACCAUUAGAACACUGGAGUGAUAGUUGCUGGAAAUGGGCCUCUAUACACCUAUGGAGAUAUUGCACCAAACACCAGACAUUUGCAGCUAGAAUAGUCAUUUACCACAUUAGCAAUGUAUAGAGUGGAUUUCUGAUUAGUUUAAAGUGAUCUUCAUUGAAAAGAACAGUGCUUUUCUUUCAAAAAUAAGGACAUUUCAAAGUGACCCCAAACUUUUGAACAGUAGUGUAUUUGUACAGUAAGAGAGUUUUCAUCAUUUUGCCUCAACGCCACCAGAAUGGAUUUUAAACGAAGCCAUCAGUGUGAUUUGAAAGGGAGACUUUCAGCUUUAGUUCAAGGCAUUUAACAAAGCAUGUCGCUUUAACUGUUAAGGAACUACAGCCAUUGUUGACAUACUUUUGAGCCUGUGAAGACGGAGAAACUAAUUGGACAGUUGAUAAGCGGUUUCAUGGCCAGUUAUCCGUUUCCUCAUUAUUUCAUGACAAAUUAAGGAGAUAAAAGGCCUGGAGUUGAUUCCAAGUGUUGCAUUUGGCAGCUGUUCAUGGGAAUUCUCAAUACGCGAUCCAAUGAGGUGUCAAUGCAACUGAAAGAGGCCGUUAUUAGGCUGACCCCCCCCCCCCGGACCUAUUGGAAAUAGCAGAAACUUUUGGAGUGACCAAAUCAACUCUCUUGUACAUUCUUAAAAUGAAGGAAAACACUGCCAAGCUCAGAAACACCAAAAGACCUGGAAGACUACAGAAUACAACUAUCAAGCAUGGUGGUGGUAGCAUCAUGCUCUGGGGCUGUUUUGCUGCCAGUGGUACUGGGGCAUUUGCACAAAGUGGAUGGAAUAAUGAAGGAGGACUACCUCCAAAUUCUUCAACUUCAUCUCAAAUCAACAGCUAGACGGUUGAAACGGAUACAAUUGGGUGUUCCAACAGGACAAUGAUCCCAAAUACACAUCAAAAUUGGUUUUGGAAUGGAUAAAGCAGGCUAACAUUAAGCUUCUGGUGACCUCAACCCUAUUGAAAAUUUGUGGACUACUCUUAAAAGCCGGAUUCGUGCCAAGAAACCAACCAGUUUAAAUGAACUCUACCAAUUCUGCCAAGAAGAGUGGUCAAAUAUCCAGCCAGAAUUAUGCCAGAAGCUUGUUGAUGGCUACCAAAAGUGUCUGGUCGAGGUGCAACUUGCUAAGGAACAUUUAACCAAAUAUUAGUGGGGGCGUAUGUAUAUACAGUUGUGCUCAUAAGUUUACAUACCCUGGCAGAAUUUUUGCUUUCUUGGCCUUUUUUUCAGAGAAUAUGAAUGAUGGCACAAAAACGUUUUUCCCCCACUCAUGGUUAGUGGUUGGGUGAAGCCAUUUAUUGAUAAACAACUGUUUUUUCUAUUUUUAAAUCAUAAUGACAACAAAAAAACAUCCAAAUGACCCUGAUCAAAAGUUUACAUACCCCAGUUUUUAAUACCGUGUAUUGCCCCCUCUAACAUCAAUGACAGCCUGAAGUCUUUUGUGGUAGUUGUGGAUGAGGCUCUUUUAUUUUCUCAGAUGGUAAAGCUGCCCAUUCUUCUUGGCAAAAAGCCUUCAGUUCCUGUAAAUUCCUGGGCUGUCUUGCAUGAACUGCGCGCUUGAGAUCUCCCCAGAGUGGCUCAAUGAUAUUGAGGUCAGGAGACUGAGAUGGCCACUCCAGAACCUUCACUUUGUUCUGCUGUAGCCAAUGACAGGUCGACUUGGCCUUGUGUUUUGGAUCGUUGUCAUGUUGGAACGUCCAAGUAUGUCCCAUGCGCAGCUUCCGGGCUGAUGAGUGCAAAUUUGCCUCCAGUAUUUGCUGAUAACGUGCUGCAUUCAUCUUUCCUUCAACUUUGACCAAGUUUCCUGUGCCUUUGUAGCUCACACAUCCCCAAAACAUCAGCGAUCCACCUCCGUGCUUUACAGUAGGAAUGGUGUUCCUUUCAUCAUAGGCCUUGUUGACACCUCUCCAAAUGUAACGUUUAUGGCUGUGGCCAAAAAGUUCAAUUUUGGUCUCAUCACUCCAAAUUACCUUGUUCCAGAAGUUUUGAGGCUUGUCUCUGUGCUGUUUGGCGUAAAUUUUUGUUGGUCUACCUGACCGUGGUUUGGUUUUAACAGAGCCCCUGAUUUUCCAUUUGUUAAUCACAGUUUGAACACUGCUGACUGGCAUUAUCAAUUCCGUGGAUAUCUUUGUGUAUCCCUUUCCUGAUUUAUACAGUUCAACUACCUUUUCCCAUAGAUCCGUUGACAAUUCUUUUGCUUUCCCCAUGACUCAGAAUCCAGAAACGUCAGUGGCUGGAUGAAAGAUGCAAGAGUCUGUCUGGAUCCCAGAAACUCACUCAGCUUUUAUGCACACACACUGAUUACAAGCAAACAGAUCACAGUUGAGGACGUUACCUUUAGUAGCCAUUCAAACCCAUUUGUGUCAACUUCUGUGCAUGUUAUCAGGCCAAAAUCACCAGGGUAUGUGAACUUUUGAUCAGGGUCAUUUGAGUAGUUUCUGUUGUCAUUAUGAUUUAAAAAGAGAAAAAACAGUCGUUUUACAAUAAAUGGUUUCACCCAACCACUAAGCAUGAGUGGAAAAGAUGUUUUUGUGUUAUCAUUCAUAUUCUCUGAAAAAUGGUCAAAGAAUCAUAGAUUCUGCCAGGGUAUGUAAACUUAUGAGCACAACUGUAUUUGACCCUGUGUGGAUUA